Molecule: messenger RNA, 1020 nt
Organism: Arabidopsis arenosa
Lineage: Eukaryota; Viridiplantae; Streptophyta; Magnoliopsida; Brassicales; Brassicaceae
Source: the annotation of a GenBank genome assembly
AACUGUGAAGGAUAGACGAAGCCUAAAAGCACCAAUUCCCAACUUUACUCUUAAAAAAAAAAACUCGACUAAAAAUAUGCAGUCACUACUCUUACCGCCGGCGAGCUCCUCCGGCGUAUCCGCGGUUGCGCUACGGCCAGGUUUCCAGCACUCAUUCAACCACCAAAGCCUCUCUACUCGCUCCCUGCCAUUGUUUAAUCCACUUCUCUUCGCUCCGAAGAGGAAAGCCACCAUCUCUUCACACCAAUCGUCACCGUCUCUGUCCGUCUACGGUUUCCAAAUCGGAGGAUCUAAACCUAGUUUCGCACCAUCCACUGUGGCAUUUUCAUAUCCGACGUCUGCUUCUUCCGUUUCCGGUGAUAAUGAGGUCGACAAAGCAAAACUCGCUCAGGUUGCAAAGAGAUUGGAGAAGACUUCUAGGUACUUUAAGAGGCUGGGGAGUAUUGGUUUUUGGGGGCAGCUUGUGUCAACUGUUGUGGCGGCGGUGAUUCUAUCCUUCUCAAUUGUUGUAACUGGGAAACCUACUUCACCUGCUACUUUCUAUGCAACUGCUAGUGGGAUCGCUGCUUCGUUUGUCUCGGUUUUCUGGUCGUUUGGGUAUAUUCGGCUCUCAGAGAGGCUCCGUCGAACUUCCAUCGACCCUGCUAAGGCCCCGCCUCGUGCUGAUGUUGUGAAAGGUUUGAGGAGCGGGAUUAUGGUAAAUAUUCUUGGAAUGGGGGCAGCACUUCUCGGGAUGCAAGCAACGGUUGGAUUUUUAGUUGCAAAGGCUUUAACAACUUCAGCAAAUCCUUUCUACCAGGGAGUCUCUCAGGGAUACAGCCCCGUUCUUGCUCUUGAUGUCUUCCUAGUUCAGGCAUCGGCGAACACCUUACUCUCUCAUUUCCUUGGCCUUGUUUGCUCAUUGGAGCUGUUGCGGUCUGUGACAGUGCCCAAUUCGGAAUCUGUUGUAGUUCCUAAGGUUGCUUGAGUUUCUGCCUUUUUCGGCCUCACUUCAUGUAUUCAUAAACGUUGAAAGCUGAG